This is a messenger RNA of Mugil cephalus (flathead mullet), 4248 nucleotides long. RefSeq names its product choline dehydrogenase (gene chdh). The transcript has 10 exons. Gene Ontology annotation, cellular component: mitochondrial inner membrane. Gene Ontology annotation, molecular function: choline dehydrogenase activity; flavin adenine dinucleotide binding. NCBI's taxonomy places the organism in Eukaryota, Metazoa, Chordata, Actinopteri, Mugiliformes, Mugilidae. Bases 89 to 1984 code for a protein of 631 amino acids. The record is from RefSeq and is a predicted model, not a curated record.
ACACCUAGUUACCGUUGCCUCGGGAUACGGUCGGAGGUCCUCCAGUUUCGGUGCCAAAAAUAAAGUGAAUGAAGAAAACCUCUCCAGGAUGUCGUCUCUGGCCACUUUAGGCCAAACUCUCGGAGCCCGAAGAGUUGUGAUGGGGACUCUGGGGAGGUUUAUGAGGGACAGCAGGUGCCUCCUUACCCGAUUGCCAGAAUGCCACUCAGUGCCCAAGACCAGAGGAACGGGUUCUUCCCUUCACCACAGAUGCUUCACUGCAUCGGCUUCUCGUUGGAAUCGUUCGUCAUCACCUACAGCCGAUCAGAAAACGCCAUCCUACAGCUACAUCGUUAUUGGUGCAGGGUCAGCAGGCUGCGUCCUUGCCAACCGCCUCUCAGAGGAUGCUCACGAGUCUGUGAUGCUGCUUGAGGCUGGACCUAAGGAUAUGUGGUUAGGCAGCUCACGGCUGUCGUGGAAGAUCCACAUGCCAGCUGCACUGACGUACAACCUGUGUGAUGACAAGUUUAACUGGUACUACCACACUUUACCUCAGACCCACAUGGACAACCGGGUGAUGUACUGGCCGAGGGGUCGCGUCUGGGGGGGGUCCUCGUCUCUGAACGCCAUGGUGUACAUCCGUGGGCAUGCCGAAGACUACAACCGCUGGCAGAGAGAGGGUGCAGAGGGCUGGGACUAUGAACACUGUCUGCCUUACUUCAGGAAAGCUCAGUGUCACGAGCUGGGAGAAAACAGGUACAGGGGUGGAAGCGGACCUCUUCACGUGUCCCGAGGGAAGACCAAUCAUCCCCUUCACAAUGCUUUUAUUGAGGCAGGGCAACAGGCAGGAUACCCUUUCACUGAUGACAUGAACGGAUACCAGCAGGAAGGCCUGGGGUGGAUGGACAUGACCAUUUAUAAAGGGAAGAGGUGGAGCACAGCCAGUGCCUACCUGAGGCCUGCUCUGGGUCGACCCAAUCUGAAGACGGAGGUGCGCUGCCUGACCACCAAGAUCCUGUUUGAUGGCAACCGUGCCGUAGGGGUGGAAUACACACAGAAUGAGCAGAAAAAAAGGGUGUUUGCAGAAAAGGAAGUGAUACUGAGCGGAGGAGCCAUCAACUCCCCUCAGCUUCUCAUGCUGUCUGGAGUGGGAAACGGCGAUGACCUGAAACAACUUGGCAUCCCUGUGAUUCAGCACUUACCAGGGGUUGGUAGCAACCUGCAGGAUCAUUUGGAGCUGUAUGUGCAGCAGCAGUGUACUAAGCCUAUCACCCUGUAUAAGGCCCAGAAACCGUUCCACAUGGUCAAGAUAGGCCUCGAGUGGCUCACCAUGUUCACUGGUUAUGGAGCAACAGCCCACUUGGAAAGUGGAGGGUUUAUCCGCAGUCGGCCGAACGUCACUCACCCCGACAUCCAGUUUCACUUCCUGCCCUCACAAGUCAUCGACCACGGGCGAGUGGCCUCCAAAAUAGAGGCUUAUCAGGUUCACGUUGGGCCCAUGAGAAGCACCAGUGUUGGUUGGAUGAAGCUGAAGAGCACCAACCCUCUGGAUCACCCCAUUCUCCAGCCAAACUACCUCUCCACUGAUAUCGAUGUGUGGGAGUUCAGGGAAAGCGUCAAGCUCUCCAGAGAGAUUUUUGCCCAGAAGGCCUUCGAUCCCUUCCGUGGUCCCGAAGUCCAGCCCGGUCCUCAGGUCCAAUCCGACGCCGACGUCGACGCGUUUGUCCGCAGAAAGGCCGACAGCGCCUACCACCCGUCCUGCACCUGCAAGAUGGGCUCCCCCUCCGACCCGAUGGCGGUCGUGGACUCGGACACGCGCGUCCUGGGCCUGGAGCGUCUGCGCGUUGUCGACGCCUCCGUCAUGCCCAGCAUCGUCAGUGGGAACCUGAACGCACCGACCAUCAUGGUGGCGGAGAAGGCUGCCGACGCGAUCAGGGGGAGGCCCCCCCUCGUCGACGCAGGUGUUCCCGUGUACCAGCCUCCGACACUCGACACGCAGAGAUGAACGGAGAGAAUGAAGGGAGGACGACCUGACAGGGUUCACAACGUGAGCACAGGUCACACAGUUCACAACACAACAACACAAUCCGUUACCAGGGGACAGCAGCGGUGAAGGGCUGUGUGUCACAGAAUAACGUGGAAAGGGUUGUCUCGUUUAUGGCCUCUUGUGUUUGGUCAGUUUUAACAGUUUAUAUCCAGUUGUGGUGUUCGGACUGUUUUCAGGAGAAAAAGGGAGCAAUGCACCUCACCACAGCAAACUCUCACACAUUUAUUUACUCAGCUGUGAGCAAAGUAGUCUAAUGGAAGAUUUUUAAAUACUGCGCGAGAACUCCAUACAUUUCACUACUACUAACUACUACAAGACCUUUUAUAGCCUUAACGGCCCUCACAUGACAUAAAUAAUGCCUCAACUGUCCUCUCCAUCAACCCUAACACAGUUUAGAUAACAUGUCAAUCCUCUCUGCACUUAUACACUUCUCUCUUUUAAACAUCUCUCUGGUCUCACAGUGGAAAUGACUGAAGAGGCUAUUUACUAGAAGUCCUCUUUUCAUUUCAAGGAAUCCUAAUACUAAGAAAACUGAAAACGAGAUGUUUUACAUAUAUGAGCACUGACAAAUUGUUUUCCUCUGCGAUUCACGCUGUUUUUUUUUUCGCCAGACUUCAUAGAUUUUAUCUCAGUAAUGUGGUUCGCAGCAGCAUUCAGUCUAAGCCAUUCAAAGUCGCUGCUCUGUCUUAUCACCUCUACUGUUGUCUAACAAUCAGCAGCCUGCAGAGCUCAGCACGUCUCAGCAGCUCGCUGCAAAGCCUUCGUCUUCCUUUCUGAAAAUGUGCGACCCAACACUUUCAAUCUCAACACUGGAUCUGAUUUAGACCUUGGUCUUCUGCUGAUGUGAAGUGUGAGAGGAUAAUAAUCAACCACUCAUCAAUGCUUGCGUGCUUAUGUCUGGAAAGGUUCCUAGACUUUAGCCGCACGGCAGGUGAAGAUGAGGACAAACAUUCAAGCUGCUUCUUCCUUGGAAAGUAGGAUCUGUUUUUUGUUCAACUGGAAUGACCCUGAAAGCACUGAGCAGGGGUCAGAGAGAAGGCAACACGACUUUACGCUAUCACACUAACCUACAUUAAAGGAAAGUCCUCUUGUAAUUCCUCUGCACAUUAAACCUGCCCAGUGUGUGUGGUUUAUAUUAUAGGGCCCACACCAAGUGUUCAAACCCUUGGAUAGUUCCUCUCUUUAUCCGUUUCUUAAAUGGAAUCAUGGUCACAAUGUUUUGACAUCACUUAUUGGUUUUGGGUUUUUACAAAAAAAUUACAAAGUAAUGCAAUUUAAUUAAAAUAUAUAUGCGAUGUAAAAACAUGUGAUUGCAAACGUUUUGACUGUGACCGUCCUGUGCAGGAGGGCGACUCUGACUCAUUCAGUCACUUAUUUAACUCAACUGACCAUGAUUCCAUGUAAGAAAAGCAGUAAACGUAAAAAUACUCUUGAUGUUGAUCUUAUAUGUUCCCUUUAGCCUCAUGUAGCCGUAUAAUCUACGUAUUAAUGGAUUCAAAUUAUAUUUCAGAAUAUUAAAUAUCAGUAUUUUGCGUGUGUAUGAUCUAAAUGUAUUGUGAUGUUUACAUGAGCCGAUUACAUAUCAGAUGAAGUGAUGUUUAUAGAAUGUGAGAACACGACCAGUGCCUUUAAAAUCCUCCUGAUCUCACACCGUCAGUGUUAAUCAGUUUAACCAAUGAACACGUAUGAAGUAUUGAUUGAUUUGUUGAUUUUAACCUGUCUUAAUGAUGUUUGCACUACGCCGCAGUGUGUCUUCAGUGAUUGUUUACAUUAUAAAGCAGUUGUUGUACAAUGACGUGAAUGUCUGAGUCAUAAUGAAGGAGUGAAAGGAUCAUGAAGGGAAAAUGACUGAACUUCCUUAAAGCCGUCCUGCCUUUUUUUUUUUUUUUUUUUUUGUCUUGUACUGACUGGGAACAGACGUCCUGACCUUGUCCUCGUGUCUUUAUUAUAUAAAAUUCAUCAGGUUUGUUGGCAUUUCAGGCAAAAAUUCAAAUGUACAAAAACAGGGCUUUAGUUUGAACUGGUACAAAAUCUAGAAGAUACUGGUACAUAUGCUACAAAGUAGAUAGCGCUAAUAUCUUUCUUUUUUUUUUAAUUUUCAUACAACAAAUGGGUAGAAAGCAGAAAUCUGUACAGGUUUUUAUACAUGGCUGUCAUUUCAUAGACAUCUUGUAAAGCAUUGUACAAAAAAAAAAUAUAAUAAAGCUGUGAUGCACAAUAGA